GUCUCUCUUUUUACUCGCGUACGUUACGUCUCUUCCUCGACGACGGGAGAGAGUGAAACGUCCGUUGUUCCACUCUCUCUCUCUCUCUCUCCCUCCCUCCUUCCUCUCUCUCUCUCUCUCUCUCGUCUUAUCAACGAGCGAGCGAACCGAGUUUCGUGCACUGCGCGACGUUUAAGUGCCGUCGUAAAGUCUCGCAGAGUUCGCAAACUCUGCUCGAACGCGUGUGACGUCGUUCGUCGAAAUAGACGAGCGGACAUUUUGAAUUUCGCGACAGCUGCGGAGUGCCGAGAGAGUUCUGUCGGAUCAUCCUGAAAUUUCACGAGCGGACACUUUCAAGCGCGAUGUCGAAUCGUGGAAAUUUUGAGGAAUCUCCUCUUCUCUUCCUCGUCGCUCGACGACGACAGAUAGGCGAAGCGGGGGCGUCGACGACGAAAGGGACGAAAAGGAGGAGAGGAGAGGAUAGUCGAGUGCGCGAGCGAGAGUGCCGAUGAAUCUGUGGUCCCGUGAAUCUCUUUCUCCUUACUCUCGAGCGUGCAAAAAGGCAAGGUCGUACGUGGCGAAUAUACAUAUAUAUCCGGCGCCGAAUACGAGUCUCGCCGAGUCGAGGUACGGCGUCACCGGCCAAGAUGGCGGCGGAUUUCGGACAGGACCCGGACGGACGCUGCGCCGAGGUGACAAGUUCCGUCUCGUGUUGGCGACGACAUUACGCGAGGAUGGAUAUCCAGAUGGUAACGAAUGGAACCCUAUAGAGCAGGAGGGUGGUUCCAGGGCGGAUAGCUUCGAGUACGUCAUGUCCGGCAAGGUGUAUCGGAUCGAAGGCGAUGAAGCUAGCAAUGAGCCCAGCAGCAGACUAUCAGCCUACGUAUCUUUCGGAGGUCUGCUCAUGAGGCUACAGGGCGACGCGAACAAUCUGCAUGGCUUUGAAAUAGAUCAACACAUGUACCUGCUAAUGAAGAAACUUGCAUUUUAAAAUACUACCGAUCGCGCGCGGGCUGUUGGAUCGUUCGUCAUUCGAAAGUUUCUUCGACGAAUAUAUCAGAAGAAAAAUGUGCAUUUUACAUUUUAUAUAAUGUACAAUAGAAUUAAAUACACAAGCGAUAUUGACAAUAUUGCUAACUUAUUUAUAGCCUUCAUAAUAAUUAAUUUACAAUGAAAUUUUCUUUUAUAUACUUUCAAGGCCUGAAGAAUUUAAAGAUGUCGCUACAAAUUCGAUAAUUUUACAUUAUUAAAUUACCAGAUAAUAUUACUGAACCACUGUUACUAUACUUGUAUCUAGGAAAACUUUAUAAAAACGAAUAAAAAUAAAUUUUUAUAUUGAAA
This is a messenger RNA of Nylanderia fulva, 1320 nucleotides long. RefSeq names its product DNA-directed RNA polymerases I, II, and III subunit Rpb8 (gene Rpb8). The record is from RefSeq and is a predicted model, not a curated record. Gene Ontology annotation, cellular component: RNA polymerase II, core complex; RNA polymerase III complex; RNA polymerase I complex. Gene Ontology annotation, biological process: DNA-templated transcription. NCBI's taxonomy places the organism in Eukaryota, Metazoa, Arthropoda, Insecta, Hymenoptera, Formicidae.